Messenger RNA from Plasmodium relictum, 768 nucleotides. RefSeq lists its product as hypothetical. The coding region runs from base 1 to 768 and encodes 255 amino acids. The record is from RefSeq and is a predicted model, not a curated record. The transcript has a single exon. Lineage: Eukaryota; Apicomplexa; Aconoidasida; Haemosporida; Plasmodiidae.
AUGAAAAGCUCAAUAUUUAAUUUUUUUAAUUGGCUAUUUUUUAUGAAUUUAUCAAUAAUAAUUUUAUUGAAUAUUAACUUAUUUUCAAAUGUAACAAGAAUAGCACCAACAAAAGAGUAUGAACUAUUAUGGAAAGGAAUAGAAAGGAGUCUUGCGGAAGGGGAAUGUUCAAGUGUAGGAGCUAAGCUCAAUGUAAAUCAAUAUAGUAAUUCAGAUACUAUAGAACGUUUUAAUACAAUAUGCGAUAUUGUUCAUUCGGCAUAUCUUGAUACGCUUUUGUGGCUAAAAGAUCCAGCAUUCAAUAAUUAUGGCUUAUCAUAUAAUAAUAAUGGUCUAAAAAUUGGUGAUAUAAUUCAAGCUCAUUUAUCUAAUGCAGGAUUUACUUUUUCGUAUAGACUAAUACGAAAUGAAAUAAUAAGAGUAAAAGAACGUAAUGCAUUAAUUAUUUUAUUGAGGAGAACAGAUAAAAUAAUUGAACAAGCAAAAGAAAUUUUCACCAUGGAAAAUGAUCUGACAAAAAUUUUACUAGAAAGCAUUGUUGAUAAAAAUCAAGCAUAUAUAAAAAAUAUUUUAACAAAUGAAUAUAAUAUAAUUGAUUCAAUUGAAAGAGAAUUAAAAAAAAGAAAUUUUAAACUUCCAGAAUUGCAUAUUAAGAGAAUGAUGUUUAGAAUUAUAAGACGAGCUCAUGACAUAGCUUUGGAAUUAGGUGUUUUACAUGAAUUUAUUCCCCCUCCUCCGGAUUGCUAUGUGAGAGAAUUUACUGAAUAA